AUGCUGACAGUUUUCUCCAAAAUCGAGACACCUCUCAGCAGAGAGAAACCAGACGGCAGCGGUCCGUCACAAUGCUGCGAAGAGGAGGAUGCCGCUGCCGCGGCUGUGAGUCGAGUCUACAAGGCCCUAAGUAGCCUCGCUCGCGGUCUUACCGCAAUCAAUCGCAUCCUUGGUCACCUGAACUUGAAUAUCAACGCUGCAACGACUACGUCUGAUUACGAGAUUGACCCGGAUGUGUGGGAAGCACAUCGCCAGGAGUUCAUCGAGACACUUAUGGAGGUCUACGACGCCACCGAAAGAGUACUCAAAAUGGCUAUACGCACUGAGGAGUACCUUGACGCCGGACAGCAUGAGCUGCUUGUGAGAAAUAUUUAUCGUGUUUGCGAGAGGGUUUCUCUACUCCUGCCCCAAGAUCUAUACAAUAGUCUUAUCGGCAAAGGAAAAGAAAUCACGAGACGAAAGUAG
Molecule: messenger RNA, 465 nt
Organism: Colletotrichum spaethianum
Lineage: Eukaryota; Fungi; Ascomycota; Sordariomycetes; Glomerellales; Glomerellaceae
Exons: 2
Coding region: 1-465 (154 amino acids)
Source: RefSeq, a predicted model, not a curated record